Impatiens glandulifera is the source of this 1279-nucleotide messenger RNA. RefSeq names its product (S)-8-oxocitronellyl enol synthase CYC2. The record is from RefSeq and is a predicted model, not a curated record. The transcript has a single exon. The coding region runs from base 64 to 1230 and encodes 388 amino acids. Lineage: Eukaryota; Viridiplantae; Streptophyta; Magnoliopsida; Ericales; Balsaminaceae.
UAUCUACCCCAUUUCAGCCUCAUCAAGAAAUACAUAUUAUAUUUCCACGUUCUGCCACGAUCUAUGACGAUAGACAAAUGCAAUGGAUUGUUAGGAUCUGUUCAAUUGAUGGAAAACGUUGCAAUCAUCUUCGGGGUAACAGGCCUUGUCGGGAAGGAACUAGCCAAGAAGCUUCUCUCCGAACCAGGAUGGAAAGUUUAUGGUAUAGCCCGCCGGCCUGAGGCCAUUCCAGCAGCUGUUCAGAAUCCUAAGAAAUACAAUUUUAUCUCCUGCGACCUACUCAAUCCUACAGAAACCCAUCAAAAGCUAAAUUCUCAUCUUGAUCCCCAAUAUGUGACUCAUAUGUUUUGGGUCACCUGGGCAGGACAACAUCCAUUAGACACUAAAGAAUGUUACGAGCAGAACAAAGCCAUGAUGGCCAAUGCCCUCAACGCCAUUCUCCCACGGGCCAAAUCUCUGAAGCACUUUUCUCUCCAAACUGGGACCAAGCAUUACGUGUCCCUCCAAGCCCCCUUUAACUCCAAAUCACCUCGAUUCUUCAGCGAGGACAUUCAUCGAGCACGUCCUGUGCAAUACAACUUUUACUACGCAUUGGAGGAUCUUCUUCGGGAGAAACUCGCCGGGAAAGUGUCAUGGUCGGUGCAUAGGCCGGGUCUAAUCAUGGGGAGUUCGAGGAGAACGUUAUUCAAUGUUAUGGGCACUCUGUGUGUGUACGGAACGAUCUGCAAGUACCUGAAUAUGCCCUUUCUAUUUGGAGGCACGAGAGAUUGCUGGGAAGAGAUGUUUAUCGACGGUUCCGAUGCGCAACUUGUAGCGAAGCAGCACGUGUGGGCGGCGACAAGCGAUCACGAAUACAGCGGCCAAGGGCAGGCGUUUAACGCCAUCAACGGUGAGAGCUUCAGCUGGAAGAAAGCAUGGCCGAGCAUAGGGAUGAAAUUUGGAGUGGAAGUAACGCGGAUGGAAAAUUUCUCCGAGGAGUUCACGUUUGCGGCGGCGAUGGCGGACAUGGGGAGAGUUUGGAAGGAGAUAGUAAAGAGAGAAGGACUGGUGGAGACGGAGAUUGGGGAUCUGGCGAACUGGGAAUUCAUGGAUUGCUUAUUCCGAUGUCCGGUGAAAAUGCUGGGUACGCGAGAGAAAGCUGAUCGGAUGGGAUUCAGAACAAGAUGUGAUACAACUGAAUCAAUUUUGUAUUGGAUUGAAAUCAUGAGAAAGGAGAAACUCAUCCCGUAAGCCUAGGUUCAAUGGCAGAAAUUCAAUGGCUCUAUUACUUGCUAUAUAU